AUGGCGGAGCUUCCCAGACGGAGGCGGAAGGUAGUUGAUGGCCUAGAUAAGAUCCCAUCCACUGAGCAGGAGUUACUUGAAAUGGUCACAACGUAUAGGACGGGGUCGUACUUAAGUGAAGAACAUGUUGCCCAGGCUACAAUGCUUAUCAAUAGGAAACUUCUCGGACUUGACAAGUUAGACACUCUGUUUGAUGUCAUCUGUUCCCAGACAAAGACACCUUGUGAAUGGUUAUGCACGCUUGCAGAUGGACUAGGCCCAUUCUCAAUGCUUGGACAUUACAACGCUUCUCAAAGUUCAUCGGGCCAAAUGCCUGAUUCUCCGGCCCCCAGGUACCCUAAGCGCUUGCGCCUAGGGGAUUUUGAUGCCAUGGAUGACCAUUUGGCUCCAAGCGAGCCUUCUACUCCGUCUAACAUUGAACUUCCAGAGGAAAUCUUAGACGAAAUUCCAGAUGACAUCCCGGACCCACGGACUCCUACUGAGACUCUAAUGGUCGAUUUUAUGGCCACUCUUCUAGGGGGUUUAGCAUGCCUCUUACAGCCCUUUGCUUACCGGACUGUUUGCGUGGCUAAUGCCUUUGAGACAACCUAUCAAUUUGGCCCACUUCCGAAUGGUCCGAUCGCUUCAAAUCAUGUACAGUUCCGAGCACGUAUAGACGGGAGCAUCCCCUUCAGCCUGCCUCCGGACAAAAAUCUUCCUGAAAUGGUGAUAUUCGAAGCCAAGCGUGCCCAUCGUGAAACUGGCCAAGGCGUUACUGUCGUGGGGCAGCAGUCAAUGGAGCAUGUUGCAUAUAUCUGGAAAUGA
Molecule: messenger RNA, 804 nt
Organism: Paracoccidioides lutzii Pb01
Exons: 3
Coding region: 1-804 (267 amino acids)
Source: RefSeq, a predicted model, not a curated record